Messenger RNA from Colletotrichum destructivum, 1364 nucleotides. RefSeq names its product Putative siroheme biosynthesis protein Met8. Gene Ontology annotation, molecular function: precorrin-2 dehydrogenase activity; protoporphyrin ferrochelatase activity. The coding region runs from base 93 to 968 and encodes 291 amino acids. The transcript has 3 exons. Gene Ontology annotation, biological process: siroheme biosynthetic process. Lineage: Eukaryota; Fungi; Ascomycota; Sordariomycetes; Glomerellales; Glomerellaceae. The record is from RefSeq and is a predicted model, not a curated record.
GGGGUGCCCAGCCUUAUCGACCGUCACUGACUCUUAUCGCCCCGAUCGGUUUUUGGUUCUCGCUGCUGUUGCUUCUGCUGCUGCUGCAUCUCAUGAAAAAAGCCGCCCGAGAAUUGGAUUGUCUCCGUCAACAAACACAAGUGCGCGCACACUCGACCAGCUCGGUAUACCACCCCAUCAUGGCCGACAAGUCCAAGACAAAGAAGUUUCCCGAAGUGCAGGGCGGUGGGAGUCUCAUUCUAGCCUGGCGCAUCAAAGACAAGAAGGUCUUGGUCGUCGGCGGCGGAGAGGUCGCCGCCGGCCGUAUUCUCAAUUGCCUCGAUGCCGACGCCAAAGUCACCGUGGUCUGCCCGGCCUCGGGCCUCAACCCUGAAGUGGCACACCGAGUCGAGCACGCGCAGGUCACCCACGUCGAUCGCCUCUUCGAACCCUCCGACCUCGAUGGCGCAGACAUGGUCCUCGUCGCCAUUGACGACCCCGCCGCCUCCACGACGAUCUGGAAGUUGUGCAAGGAACGCAGGAUACCCGCCAACAUUGCCGACGUGCCUCCGGAGUGCGAUUUUUACUUUGGCAGCGUCCACCGCGACGGCCCGCUGCAGAUCAUGGUUAGCACCAAUGGCAAGGGACCCAGGCUGGCCGCCAUUAUUCGGCGGCAAAUUGCCAAGUCGCUCCCCAAAAACGCCGGCAAUGCCAUUGAGGCCAUCGGUACACUGAGAGCGAAGCUGCGCAAGAUUGCUCCGAACCCGGAGGAGAGCCCCAAGCGGAUGGGAUGGAUGAUCAAGGUCAGCAACAAGUACGACUGGAACGAAUUCUGCGAUCUCACCGACGAGGACAUGGAGAACCUCCUCACAUUUUAUGCUGGCGGCCAGGUGCCCACCAUCGACGAUCUCCUGGCCAUGAGGAAAACCCCCGGCUUCAAUGUAAACGACGUGUUCGACGGGUCCUUCGGCUUCUGCGUGGGUGUCUGAAUACGAGGCAUUUACAGACAGUACAUGUGCACAUAGGGUAUCUACAAACGGAUAUGGGUGUUUUGAGCGAUAUACGGCGUCAUUCCAUUGGGGUUAUACAUCUGGGAUGCUUCGUUGGCGGCAUCUCACGGCUUGAGAAAAGAAAACGUUUAUCUGUAAAUAAAGACAUGGCGUAACAUGGCAUAACAGGCGGCCUACGGGGUAUGGUUGGAAUCAGUGGACGGAGAAAUACUUGAAGCAAACGCUGACGUAUUAUGAUGACCGACGUGAAUUACACUUCAGCCGCGGAAAUGCGACCUGCGAGCACAGAAACAAGGCCGAGAUCGGAGCAUAAUGCCGAUGAUUCUCGUAAAAUAAAAGUAGGCCAUGCAGGCCAUAGGCUAACUCUGCCCGUUU